AUGGAAAUUGUCCUACAUACUGAUGUUCUCAGAAAGACACAAAUCUGUAGUCAAGAGCGAGAUCGCACGAUGCGGUUUCCAGAUUACUUCUUCUUUGCUGGAAAACUUUUGGUAAACCACAAAAUCGAAACUAAGUACGUCAGAGACUUGGAUCACUGCGAACUUUUCUGCUACAUGAACGACAACUGUGUCAGUGCUAACUUCAAAAGAGAGCCAGAGACUGAAGGAAUGGCUCAUGUUUGUGAAUUGAAUAACGCAACUCAUCUGGAUUAUGAUACUGACCUGAUAACUGAUGCCGAUUUUUACUAUCGCGGCUCAAUGAACGCCUGCGGGAAAAAUUCACUGUGCAAAAAUAAUGCCACUUGUCAGUCUGGUUUUACAGUCAAGGGAUAUCGUUGCUUGUGCCCUCCAGGAAUCGAGGGAGAAAAUUGUGAAAAAGAUAUUGACGAGUGUGCUACACUUGACAAUAAAUGUACUCUUGGUGGUGGUAUUUGCGAAAAUACAGCAGGAUCAUACAAUUGCACCUGCCAGUCUGGACAUUACUGGGAUGGUACCAAAUGCGUAGCUGACAUAUGCCUACUCCACACUGUCUUGCACGCUGUUGAUAGAGCCGUAAGUCACCGCACCGCGGGAGAUCCAAAAUGUGAUGAAAAUCUUAACACUGGUUGGUACCGUUUCCUGAAUAUUUCAGGAAUAACAAUGCCGACUAAGUGUCCACCUUCUGACUCAUGCGGUGCAACAAAUUCGGGCUGGUUGCGCGGCGAUCAUCCCACAGUGGAUGAGGGAGAAGUAACAAGGACUGUCUGCUUCAGCAGGAGCUCAGCACUGUGCUGUAAGGAACAAAACUUCAUUACGGUGAAGAACUGCAGUUCCUUUUACGUCUACCGUUUAGUACCGACGACGAAAUGUUCCUACCGUUACUGUUUCACAUAUAACUGA
Pocillopora verrucosa is the source of this 939-nucleotide messenger RNA. The record is from RefSeq and is a predicted model, not a curated record. Lineage: Eukaryota; Metazoa; Cnidaria; Anthozoa; Scleractinia; Pocilloporidae.